Trichomycterus rosablanca is the source of this 1987-nucleotide messenger RNA. RefSeq names its product major facilitator superfamily domain containing 6-like (gene mfsd6l). Gene Ontology annotation, cellular component: membrane. The transcript has a single exon. NCBI's taxonomy places the organism in Eukaryota, Metazoa, Chordata, Actinopteri, Siluriformes, Trichomycteridae. Bases 1 to 1752 code for a protein of 583 amino acids. The record is from RefSeq and is a predicted model, not a curated record.
AUGAAGAAGAACAAGCAGUGGGAUAUCAGAGGGGCUGUGGGCCUUGCAGCCUUCUUCCAUUUUCUGCAUUCUUUUGCCUCAGGAUGCCUUAUGCCCUUCCUCACGCUCUACUUCAGGCACCUCGGACUCAGUGCAUUCAUGACGGGCAUCAUCAUGGCUGCCAAGCACAUAGUUGCUCUGGUGUGGAGGCCUAUCUCUAGUAUCCUGGCCAGGCGCCAUAACAAACGGCGGACAGUCAUAACAGGGUCUAUUAUCUGUUCAACAGCAGUUGCUUUAACUCUUUUGCUCCUCCCUCCCAUGGAUAUAAACAUGGAAAGUGAAGGCUGUAAUAUCAGUCAGCAGAACAGCAGCCAUACGGCACUUGUAUUCGACCACACUACUGUGGAAUCCUGGACAGUCGAGCAAAAUUUGACUACUCCUACUCCUGUUGUGUAUUCAACAGAACAUAACAUUACUUCUACACUAGAUGGAAAUGAUACUAAUCCUAGACAUACAAUGCCAGCCAGUGUAUCAGCAUCCACCAAAAUCCAAGAUAUAAAUGCAACUCAAAAGUUUGAAACAGAUUCAAAUAAAACUAGCAACCAAACAGACCAAAAAGAACCUUUAGAAGUAAAAACUGCUCAGACCCCCUCUUCAAAACGGAGAAGUCGAUCCUUAAAUCAACAAGAUCAAAAGCAAAAGGAAACGUAUGUGACUUCCUUCGAGUUCCUUGGAAGUUUGAAAGUCAUGGACGUGCAGCAUCAGAUGUUUUUCCUGGUACUGAUUGUAGUAAGUCUAUGGGAGAUUACUGCUGUUCCUCUGUUGUGGACUGCCGAUGAUGGGCUACACGAGUACCUUGAUUUUGUGGAUUCUACUGACCGCCAUGGACUAGUUAAACCCUGGAGAUUGUUAGGCACUGCUGGCGGUAUGGGAGGCAGUGGUAUUCUAGUAACCAUUCUUUACUGUCUUGUCGGGCCUGUUUUGCAUUUUUACACCUAUGCUGUGCUAAUGGUUCUAACAGUCCCUGUUGCUGUGUUGUUACCACUUUACCGGCACAAACGUGAACGUGUUCCCAAAGCCAGCUUAAAGGCACUGCAACUGGUCAAAGCUGACUCGCGGGCACUGUUUUAUUCCAUAACUGCUCUUUUAACUGGCAUGGCAGGCUCAGUCAUAUUUGACUUCCUCUUGUGGCAGAUGCAGGAUCUUGGUGCCACGGAGCUACAAAUGGGAAUCACUUUGGCACUAACACCUUUAUGCCAGGCGGCUUUUUCUCCACUGAAUAUAAAAUUUACACGUUUAGUAAAAACCCACGAUAGGCUACUGCUGCUUGGAGUUCUUGGUCUGUCUCUACAGUGCCUUUACUAUUCCUUCUUGUGGACUCCAUGGGUUGCACUUCCUGCUCAGCUGCUGGCUGGACUUAGCACUGGUGUCCUCUGGUGGUCAUUAGAAGCACAGUGCAUGGACAUAGCUUCUCCAGGAACAGAGGUGGCAGUCCAGCGUGUUUUUGAAGCCCUGUAUCUGGAUCUUGGGGCUGCAUUAGGCAGUGUGGCGGGAGGGUUUGUGGUGCAGACGUUUGGGGUUAGGGUGCUCUUCCAGGGUACAGCAGUCAUGCUCGCACUGUGGUGCACCGCUUUGGCUGUUUUGCAGUGGAGGAUCCCACGUCAGCGCAGGGUUAACUACUCGCGCCUGCUGGCGGCGGACAGCAGUGACAUGAGUGAGUCAGAGUCGGAGCAGGAGACUGACUGGUUGGAGAAAGCCAUGGAGGAACAAUAACUGGAAAAAACUGGAUGAAUUAAGAUUGCUAAACAAUCUUUCACGAGUAUAUUAUGCCAGAAAUCCAGAUGCCUAAUCAUUAACUGUAAAAUGUAUUGAUCUUAUAAUGUGAAAGAGUUCAAGCAAGCCAGUAAGUUGAAAUCAAACACUCUGAUUGGUUCUUAAUUGCUAGAAGAACAAUACAGAAGCAUGUUACUAUAUGUUAUUUUGUGUUACUCUGCAUAUAUUUGAUGUC